AUGGCGACAAAAUUGGACAGGGUUCAAGUUGUCAUUAUUGAUGAAAUUUCAAUGGUGAGUGGGCUGCAAUUGCAGACUGUGGAUAAGAGGCUCAGAGACAUCUUUAACGAGCAACUUCCGUUCGGCGGGAGGUCUGUAAUUGCAGUCGGAAAUUUCAUGCAACUCCCGUGUGUCGCUGGUGCUCCUGUUUACAGUACUGACCCGACAAAAACAUCAAACAAACACAGAAGAAUUUUUGGACAAAACCUUUGGUCGCUCUUCAAAGUUCACCAUCUCACACAGAUUAUGCGGCAAAACAAUGUUCAAUUUCAGACUGCACUGAACAACGUAGCAAAAGGAAAAACAACAACAGAAGACAAGAACUUAUUCGACGAGAGAACGUUCUGUGACGUACUAGAAGAAGCAAGAGUGAAGAGGCCUGUCCGCCUAUUUCCGACCAACGCCCAAGUUGACAGCUGGAAUGACCAAGAACUUGACAAAAUGACUGGGGAAGACUACACAGCCGAGGCCUCUGAUGUUGCGAUUGGAGACGGCACCAGACAUGCGAAAAUAAGGGCUACAAACAACGUACGGACACUACGAUCACGUGACACAAUGAGCCUCAGAAAUUCAUUGAGACUGAAGGUUUGCGCCAGAUACAUGGUUACACUAAAUAUUGACACCCCUGACGGUCUGGUAAAUGGAGCCGUCGGUACUCUUAUGCGUGUUGACCACGGCGUAUCAAGUUCUGGCGCCACCAAACCGUUACGGCUGUGGGUCAAAUUUAAUCAUGACAUUGUGAGACUUAACACUCGCCAGCAGAAGAGAAGUUUAAUGCAAGCGUUGAACAUAGAUCCCACAUGGACUCCAAUUAAUCCCAUAGCCAAGACCGUACAAAGAAGAGGAUUUUUGGCUGUGUCUCGGAAACAAUUUCCCUGACUGUUGCUCAAACUAUCACAAUUCACAAAAGCCAGGGGGCGACUUACGACUGCAUUGUGGUACAUACCCAUGGGAGAAUUACAAGAGAAAUGAUGUAUGUUGCAUGCUCUCGCGCAACGUCGGCAGAGG
Frankliniella occidentalis (western flower thrips) is the source of this 1047-nucleotide messenger RNA. RefSeq lists its product as uncharacterized. Gene Ontology annotation, molecular function: DNA helicase activity. The record is from RefSeq and is a predicted model, not a curated record. The transcript has a single exon. Bases 1 to 918 code for a protein of 305 amino acids. Lineage: Eukaryota; Metazoa; Arthropoda; Insecta; Thysanoptera; Thripidae. Gene Ontology annotation, biological process: telomere maintenance; DNA repair.